Acanthochromis polyacanthus (spiny chromis) is the source of this 3924-nucleotide messenger RNA. RefSeq names its product zinc finger protein 679-like. Gene Ontology annotation, biological process: regulation of transcription by RNA polymerase II. NCBI's taxonomy places the organism in Eukaryota, Metazoa, Chordata, Actinopteri, Pomacentridae. Bases 225 to 2003 code for a protein of 592 amino acids. The record is from RefSeq and is a predicted model, not a curated record. The transcript has 4 exons. Gene Ontology annotation, molecular function: DNA-binding transcription factor activity; RNA polymerase II cis-regulatory region sequence-specific DNA binding.
GUGGUUGGAAAUACUUCACAUCACAUCACAUCACAUCUCUUUCAUCUAAAUCUGAAUGUUGAGAGAGAUAGAGGAACAAGGCGGAACAAAAGUUACCCUCGCUGUUUCUGACGGAGCUUCACUGCGUGACACCAGGCGGAAAUACACAAAUAAAAUGCUCCAGCAGCGUGAGUUCUCCCGAUGUGUGGGCUGAGCUGGAAGACGGUCUUUUUGUAGUGUCUCAGAUGAAUAUUUGUUCAGAUGAAGUAACGAUGAGUUCAGUCCAGAAUCUGAGAGAGUUGAUCAACGAGCGACUAACUGCUGCUGCUGAAGAAAUAUUCAGAGAGUUUGAGAAAACCAUCGUCCAGUACGAGGAGGAGAUCGAUCGUCAGCGCAGACUGCUGGAUAACAUCUGGAAACCACAGAUAACACAACACACAGCAGUCCUCCCACAGGUAGAGAUCUGUAACGAAGAGGAUAACAACUGGAAAUUACAAAUAACGUUGCACACAACAGAACUCCCGCUGCAACAGAUCUGUACGGAGGAGGAGGUUCCUGCUGAGCAGAAUGUCUGUAACCAGGAGAGGAACUCCAGUGUGGACCAGGAGGAUCCAGAGCCUCCACAGAUGAAAGAGGAACACAUGGAAAUCUGCACUAAUCUGGAUCAAGAAGACCUAGAGCCUCCAGAGCUCAAAGAGGAACAUGAGGAACUCUGCAACAGUCUGGACAGACAGCAGUCUGGACAGACGGCAGCAGCAGAUACGAGUCAAAAAGCAGAUAGCUUUAUGCUAGUUCAGUACAAGUCUAAAUGUGAAGAAUUGGCAAGAGAAAAAUUCAGUAUCUCUGAAGACACAAUUGGCCCUUAUGAAGAAGCGACUGAUUGUCACCGCAGACCAUUUAAUAUCACCAAGAAUCUCCAAAUAAAGUUACACAGAAUAGACCUUCAACAGCAACAUAUUUAUGAGGAGCAGGUUUUCACUGACCACUCGUACUGUAAACGGGAGAGGAGCUUCUGUUUGGAUCAGAAGGAUCCAGACCGUCCGCAGAUUAAAGAAGCACAGGAGAAACUCUGUAUCAGCCGAGACCAGGACAUCCUUCCACAGAUUAAAGAGGAACAGAAGGAACUCUACUGCAGUCAGGAGAGAGAGCAGCUUGAUGCCUUUAUGGGGAUUUCUGCUCAUGAAGAAAGUGAUUGCAGUGAACCAGAACCAAUUAGUGGACAACUCCUCAGUCAUAGAUCUUGUUUAGCUGAGAGCUCAGACCAGGAAGGAAGCAAGCGUCCAAACUCUGGCUCAACAAACAAUUUGGUGAUGAAGACACAUGACAGAAACAACAGUCACAGUAAUAAUGUUGAAAGCUCUUCUAUAUCACAGAUUCACUGCGAUGCUGACACAAGGAAAAAGACUGAAAUGUGUGAUGUCUGUGGAAAAGCCUUUAAAUGUAAGUUCAAUUUCAAGAGACAUUACAAAAUCCACACAGGUGAGAAGCCAUUUACUUGUGAAACGUGUGGGAAAAGUUUCACUCGAAGUCAACAUGUGACUAAUCACAUGAGAACUCACACAGGUGAGAAGCUGUACCUUUGUCAAGUCUGUGGAAAAAGGUUUUCUGAUCUUGUGGCGUUCCAAAUGCACAGAGCAAUUCACAAAGAUCAGAAUCUGCAUUAUUGUAAAAUCUGUGACAAAAGUUUCACUCAGCGUAGUAAUUUCAGAGUCCACAUGAAGGGCCACACGGGGCAGAAGCUGUAUGCUUGUAAAAUCUGUGAGAAACGUUUCGUUCGCUCUACUCAUUUUAAAGACCACAUGAAGGUCCACACGGGUGAGAGGUCACUUUCUUGUAAAAUUUGUGGCCAAAAUUUCAUUCAAAAUGGUAAUUUGAAAGUCCACAUGAGAAUCCACACAGGUGAGAAGCCGUAUUGUUGUAACACCUGUGGGAAAAGCUUCCGUUAUAAAAGGUCCCUCUUGAGCCACAUGAGAGUCCACACAGAUGAGAAACCCAACCUUUGUAACAGGGGGGUAAAGAUUUAGUGACCUUUCAGCAUUUAGAAGUCAUAAAACAGUCCACACAGGUGAGAAGUUGUAAUGUUUGUAACACGUGGAAACACAGAUGUGAAGUCAUAUUCUUAGAUGUCCACUUUAAAAUCCAUGCAGAUGAGAGGCUGUAUUCCUGAAACAUUUGAGAACUAAGCUCUAAUCUGAGAGUUAUUACAGUUUAAAGGUUGAUGUUUGAUAUUUAUGGUUCUGAUGGUGAGGUCUAUAAUCAGCUGGUCACUGGAAACUCUCCCUGGUGCUCCACUACCAGCAGGGUGCAAAAAAACACAGAUGAGAGACAAGAACCUGUUUUUCUUUAUUUUUAUUUUCAUUAUUUUGAACCUAUUCUUUAUUUAAUCUUUUUAUGUUGGACUCCACAUGUCUGAGAUAAUUUGGAAAAUGAGUCAUAUUUUAUGUAAAGCUGAAAAUAAUGAAAUAGUUUUCAACACACAAGGAAUUCUGACCUGUAGGGAGAAGAAAUGUUUCAGAGUCUGCUGUUUCUCAGUCACCAGUGAAACUGAUCAAACCUUUGAACAGGUUCCAUCCAUUCUCUAUACACCGCUUUAUCCUCACUAGGGUCGCAGGGGCUGCUGGAGUCUAUCCCAGCUGACUCUGGUGAAGGCAGGGGACACCCUGGACAGGUCACCAGUCUGUCACAGGGCUACAUAUACAGACAAACAAUCACACUCACAUUCACACCUACGGGCAAUUUAGAGUCAUCAAUUAACCUCAGCAUAUUUUUGGACUGUGGGAGGAAGCCGGAGUACCUGGAGAAAACCCACACAUGCACAGGGAGAACAUGCAAACUCCAUGCAGAAAGCUCCCAGGCCCAGGCCGGGAUUUGAACCGGGGAUCUUCUUGCUGGAAGGUGAAAGUGCUAACCACUACGUCACUGUGCAGCCCUUUGAACAGGUUGAUAAGGUUUAAUUAUUAGGCGUUAUAAUAGGUAGCCAGUUGAAAUGGUCAGAACACAUUGACACAAUAUUUAAGAAAAUGGGUAAUGGCAUCUCUAUGGUGAGAAAAUGCCUUCCUUAUGUUACUGAACACAUUUUGGGUCAGGUAGUUAAAUCCUUAAUUCUAAGUCACCUGGACUAUUGCUCACCCCUGUGGUCCUCUGCAUCAAAAGGUCUGCUGAACAAACUACAAAUUGCCCAGAAUAGAGCCGCCAGACUUGUUUUACAUUUCCCCAUCAGAGUCAACACAGAAAGUAUGCAUUGUAAACUCUCAUGGUCAAAAAGUAGGGAAAAGGGUUUCUUUAAGUACAGUCAUAUUCUUUAGCAACACUCUUUAUUCCACCAAACCUGAGUUUUUACACAAUCAAAUUAUCAGAUGUAGUCAGAUUCAGUCAUUCCACUAGAUUAGCAGAAGAUGCUCAUAUUACAUUACCAUGCCCAAAAUCUGAUGCUUUGAAAAAGGCAGUUAUCUAUCAUGCCAUCAAACUUUGGAAUAGCUGCCCCCUCCCCAUCUGACAGUAAGGCUUCAUUCAGAUACCAUCUUAGAAUGUACCUAACAGAUGAGCAAUAAUCCAGUCUGACAAGUAUAAUGUCCUAUUUCUGAGAUGUUUCUUGUUCUGUUUGUUCCUGUUUAUUGAAUGAUUGCACUGGAGACUAAUAUCAACCUGUUUAAAUGUAAUAAAAUGUAAGAUUACACAGCACUAAUGUUCUGUUAGUGUUACCGUACACAUGAUGUUGAUUUUUGGCUGAUGUGAUCUGGAAAUAUCUUUUGAUGUCAUCAAUUAUAAUAUCAGGUAUCAGCCUCUUUAAUCACUGCUUGUGUCAGUUAGACCAAAGAGACCUGUGAUACUUGACAACACUGGAUUGAUCAGAGUAAGUUGAAGUUCUUGGACAGAAUCUAAGGACAGGAAGUGUCAUCUUUUUUUGAUGAUGUAUUUUUUAAUAAAGAUUAGCAGAGAAAAUGA